Mytilus trossulus (common blue mussel) is the source of this 3372-nucleotide messenger RNA. RefSeq lists its product as uncharacterized. The transcript has 5 exons. Bases 61 to 1302 code for a protein of 413 amino acids. NCBI's taxonomy places the organism in Eukaryota, Metazoa, Mollusca, Bivalvia, Mytilida, Mytilidae. The record is from RefSeq and is a predicted model, not a curated record. Gene Ontology annotation, molecular function: zinc ion binding.
UUUCACUGUAAAACUGGAAGUAAGCCUAGGUCCAAGUCAGCGUACACAUUAGACAAAAAAAUGUCGAAUAACGACACCUGUGCUGUGUGUGAAUUAUAUAGUGUUAUAUAUAUAUGUGAAUAUUGCGGUCUCAAAUUGUGUGGUGCAUGUCUACCGGACCACCAAAAGAAAUCGUGUACCGAUAUUGGGUUCACUUCUGCUAACUGUAAUUGUGCUUCACAUGAUAUUAUUGUAAGUGGUUACUGUAGUGAAUGUUCUGAGCUUACUUGUGUAGAAUGUAAAGAUCAUUCAAAACACGUCAUCCUUCCUGUAAAAGUGGUCCAUAACAACAUCAAAAGAGAUUUACAUCAUGUAAAAGAGGAUUUCGAUCUUCUUUGUGGCAAACUAAACAGUUACGAUAAAUUGUGUACGAGUAAAAUAAAAGAACUUAGUUUAAUCAAACAACAGAUAGAAUACGAAGGAAAUAAAUGGAUGUAUCAUAUCUUAAGAAAAAAGCAGUUCUUGGUUUCUAUUGUUGAUGGUAAGAUUGACCAGCUACAAGAAAACUGUCAAGAGUUGGAACUGCUUCAAACAACAGCGAAGGCGUGUUUCAGCAAUCUUGAAAAUAGCAAUGUAUGGACAUUUUUGAAGUCAUGGUUGAAAAUAAAAGACACAAAGGAAGAGUUUGAAAGUAUGGAACCUGGUCCAUACUUGUUACAAAAGCUGAAAUUUCGUCCUGGAGUCGAAGAUUCGUUUGAUGUUAGCAGUUUAUUUGGCAACCUUAUUGUUGACAUCAAUCAAGAUAAUGAAAAGGGUGAGGUUAAAGAAGACAAAGAGUCAUAUGAGGAAGAGGUUGAGAAAUUUUCAUCACGUUUACAGGACUCCAAAGGAGAAACAGGUCCUCAGAAAGCAACCGCACAUACGAAAAAAGAAAUAGAACUACAGGAUGGACUGAAGGAACGAAGACGUCGUUACGCAAAAUGGACAGACUACAUGAAUGCAAGAGGAAAGGACCAACAAACGGUGUUUCUGUCACAGUUAAGAUUACAGGAAGAAAAAGACAAUAUUUAUAAAUGCGAACAAUUAAAAGACGAAAACAGUGCGAUAGCUAAGGAACUGGAUUCACUAAAAAAGGAGUCACAACAGAAAGUGACGAACAUGUUACGAAACCAUAAAGAUGAGGUGGACUCGUUCCAAAAACAAAAUCAGGAUUUACAACACAGGCUAUCAAGAAAACAAGACGAACUAAAGAGUCUGAAGGCAGUAGUUAAUUCAGUCAUUGAAUUGAAAAAAGGAAACGCAAAAUCUUCAGUUUAUGUAUAAUAGUACUAAAGACGGAAUUUAUGUUAAAUUUUUAAUUGCUAUGUCUAUUGUCUGUAGUAUUGUCCUAGAUGACAUGAAAAAUAAUAGCUCUACCCUUUAUAUAAUAUAUAAAAAGAACAGGAGACUAGAUGAUUGAAAUUAUAGGCCUGUUAGCAUUUUGUUAUCGUAUUUCAAAUUCUCAAGAAAUAGGUUAAUUAUCAUUUUAAAAAUUAUUUAGUUACAAAAGUUGUGCUAAAUAGCUUCAAGUCUAACAUUAGGUCCUUGUAUUCUACGGAGUCAUGUUAAAUUCAUUUACUUGAUUAUAUUUAAACAAAGUCAUCUGUGGACUCUUCACUAGUAUGAUAAUGCUAACUUUACAAAAAGCUUUUGAUACAAUUGAUCAAUCGUUCUUUUAUUUUAUAAACCGAUCAACAAUUGAUGUACAAUACAUAGAAUGUUUCAACUCAUAUUUGAUAGAGAGAAAGCAGUAAGAUAAUGUCAUUGGCCUAGAAUUUAAUUUCAACAGUAACUUGAGAGUGCUAGUUCUUGAAGGUUGUAUUUUGGUUCCACAUAUUUUUUUUAUUAUGCAAAUGAUAUGUCUAUUAGUAUUCGUGUUGUGGUAGUAUAAAUUUGUAUUCCCUGGUGAGGAUAACACAAUUUUAUUAUCGCAAAGGAAUUCAGAGGUAAUAUCUGGAGGAAAAAAUGAAAGUAAUAAACUCAGUCUUUUAGUUUAUGCUUAAUCGAAAACAAUUUAUCCUAAUGUUAACAAAUUAUCCCUCCACGCGGUCAGUACUGGCUAUAUUAUGCUUGGUUCAAAACGAAAACUUGCACAAACCUACAAUUUUUAAAGUCAGUUGGAAAAACAUAUUUUUCCAGCUCAAAAUGAAUAAUAACUUUGGCCUAAUCAUAGAAAAAUAUGUGUCUUCGAAAAUUAAUGUUCGUUAUAUUUUACAAAAAGUGAAUGCAAGACUAAAGAAACCGUAAAGUCGUGAUCGAUGUCUUUCAGAUAACUCUAGAAAAAACUAUAUAUGCUGAAGUAGUGCAAAGUCAUUUUGAUAAGCUGUUGUGUAAAUAGUUUAAAAAUAAGCUACAAGUAUUUCAAAAUAAAACUUGUACAUUUAUUUAAUGUAUAGAAAACGGAGCUGCUGUAAACUAUUAUCCCUUUUGUAAUGUAGGAAAAGGGUCAAACAUGUACAUCUAUAUAAAAUAUUUUUUAACGAAAGCCUUUUUACGCAAAGCAAUAUAACUAAGAUCCAAGAUUGUCAUAAUUAUUCAACAAAAUCUAGUGAUUACACUUUUGUCGUUUACAACAUCUAUGAGGACAACAGCCUUUUUCAUGUUAUUAUAUUACUAUAAAUGAUUUGAACGUGUUGCCAACUUAUUUAAAGAGCAACAAAGUUGUUUAAUCUUUUAAAUCUAAUGUUAACGAUUUUCUGUUAAAAAAGGAAAGCAACAAUUUUAAUAGACAUUUUUUAUUUAUUUGUUGCUUGCUUAUUCUAGUCUAAGUUAAUGCAAAUUAUUUCUUAUAAUUAUAUUUUGAUAUUUUGAAGAAUGUAAAAUAAAUGCACCCAUUGGAAAUAAGCCGUAUGGCUUUCAUGAACAAUCCAAAUUUAUCAAUAAUAGUCUGUAGAUGUUAUGAUUCGAGAAUGUAUGUUCUUGCUCUAUAUGUUUGUUUUGUUAUGUUAUAAGAUGACAUUUGAUUGAACUAACUAUCUUUCUAUCUUCAAGCAAGGUGAACAUAAGCAAUUGUAAAAAAUAUGACACGGUUAUAUCAUUCAAGUGAACUCAUAUAAAACGUUACAAAUAAAAGAUUCACAGGGACUCGGUUAGCUGAUUUGUCAGUAUAUUGGUAUGGAAAGUAAACUACACAUUGCUAGAAACAAAGAAAUACUUAUGUUAACGAUAAAACGGAUUUCAAAUGAACAUUUGCAGUAGUUUUCGAUGAUUUUAUUUACGUCUGUCGCAUUUGUUUUUGUAAACUAUUUAGUUAUAAGCAAGACCGUUAAAAUUCUCAAUUGAAUCGUUUUAUAUUUUGCCUUUAUAUGCCUGUAAAUGCGUAAGUAAACUUGAUUUGAACCUUGGUGUAUUGUU